CGAAAAGUUGGUUCCUGUGAUUCCAUUCCAUGUCAAUUUGGCUGGUCCCCCGCUGUGUGGAAAUUUCACAAAAGAAUAGAAAAUUUCAAUGCCGCGUGUUUUCUCGAGAAAAACACAGGGAAAAAAAAAAACCCACUUCUAUUUCUAAAUUAGCAUUGACUUCAAAACGAAGAAGUCGACAUCGUCCGUACAAAAAUCUCAGUUUUCAUAAAUUGGGGUUUUUUUCUUCAUUGCAAAUAUAGUCAGGGAAAAGUAAUGAAAUGAUGCGGUUGAAGGAUCGAUUUGGGGCUACUUGAGGAGGGAAGUAGCGGAGCUUGCUCAAGGGGAGAGAGAUAUGCACUACAAGAUCAUAUCUUCAAUUUAUCAGUCAUGAUAUAAACCAACUUUUUUGGUUUCAAUAGCACAUUUUGGACUUGAAUUGUUAGGAUGGCUUUGGAGCUCGUACCAAUAGGGACCAUCUUGGCUGUGUUAACGAACCAAGUCCUUAAGACAGCUCAAGCUGCAAAGGAUGUUCUUAUUGGGAAGGAGUGUUUCAAGGUUCUGUCCAAGCACCUCUUUGAUAUUGAACCCGUCUUAAAGGAAUUGCAGCUUCAAAAACUGAAUGAUUCUCAAGCUGCAAAGCAAGCUUUAGAAAACCUAGAAGAAGAUGUCAAGAAAGCUAACAACUUGGUAGAGAGGUACAAAAACUGUGCCCGUUUCUACUUGCUGUUCAAAUGCCGGCACAUUGUCAAGGAGGUCGAAGAAGUCACAAGGGAUAUUGGAAGGUCUUUGGCUGCUUUAUCCCUUGCAAACACUGAAGUCCUGGCAGGGAUAUCUGACCAGGUGAACAGGUUACAGAAUGAGAUGCAAAGAGUGGAAUUUGAGGCUUCACAAUCUCAGAUCAAAAUUGUUGACAAGUUGAAUCAGGGUAUCAAUGAUGCAAAACUUGACCAGGAUUUCGCAAAUGACAUGCUUGAAGAGAUAGCAAUGGCAGUUGGGGUACCAGUUGAGCCGUCGGAGAUAAGCAAAGAGCUAAAAAACCUCAGAAAGGAAAAGGAAGAAACUGCCAACCGGAAAGAAAGGGCAGAAGCUUUCUUCCUGGAGCAGGUUAUCGAGCUGCUUUCUCGAGCAGAUGCUGCAAAAGAUUUUGAGCAAGUUAAAGAGCAUUAUGUCCAGAGGGCUCAGGUCAUAGAGCGUUAUGAUUGCAGCAGAGAGGAUAUUACACCACUAAAGACUUUCAUUUGUCCUAUAAGUCAAACUGUGAUGGUUGAUCCUGUCAACCUUUGCACUGACACCACAUGUGAGAGGGCAGCUAUCAAAGCCUGGUUUGACCGUGGAGAGAGGACUGAUCCAGAAACGGGUGAUCUUCUGGGAGAUUUUACUUUGAGGCCUAACCUUCGACUAAGACAAUCGAUUGAAGAGUGGAGGGAAAUCAAUUACUGCCUUAAAAUCAGAUCUUCCAAGGAAAAGCUGCUAUCAGGUGUAGACCUCUCUGUGGAAGCAGCCCUCAUCCAAAUGCAGGAUCUUAUCAGAGAAAAUUCCAUUAACAAAGACUGGAUUACCAUAGGAGGGCUUACUGCUAUUAUUGUUUCUAUCCUUGGAAGCUCCCACAACAAAGAUGUGAAGAGAAAUAUUUUAAUUACCUUAAAGUAUGUUGUAGAAGGACAUGCAAGAAAUAAGGAAAAAGUGGUUGAGUUCAAGGGGUUGGAUCACAUCAUUCCCUGCUUAGGGCGUGACUCAAGCAUAUCAAAGGCUGCAGUUGAAUUGUUAUAUGAGUUAUUGCAAGAUAAAUCUGGUUGGAAUGUGUCUGUUUGUAGGAAACUCUCACAGACAUGUAGUGCAAUUCUUUUCCUUGUAACCCUCCUGAAAGGUCCAGUUAAGGAGUCAGCGGAGAAAGCUGAAAAAAUCUUAAUGAAGCUUUGUGAUGAAGAUGAGGAGAACAUUUCUCGUGCUGCUAGGGCAGACUGGUAUAAGCCACUUAUUGAUCGCAUUAUUCGAGGCUCUGAGACUUCAAGGAUAUCAAAGGUGAGAACACUUGUUAAUAUGGAACUUGUCGACCAGAAUAUAACGCUCCUUGGCAAGGAAGGGGUAAUACCUCCCUUGCUUGAAAUGGCAUCUGGCAAUGUGGAAUCACAAGAAGCAUCCUUAUCUGCACUGGUUAAGCUAUCAGGUUGUCAUGCCAACAAAGAGCUCAUUGCCGCUGCUGGUGGGGUUCCUAUUAUUGUGGACUUAAUAUUCUCUCCCCACACUGCAAUAAUCAUUGCUAGAUGUUGUGAAGUCUUGGAGAAACUUACUUCAAAUGAUGAUGGAAUUAAAUUCCUUGUUGACAAAAAUAAGAAGCAGCUUGAGAUAGAGCAGAUAAUAAAGAAGUUGUUAGCAUUUUUACAAAGUCCAAACUCAUCCAACAUCAUGCUGAGGCCUGCUUUACGUGCACUUCUCGGGAUUUGUAAGUCUGAAGCAAGGUUUAUUAAGACAGCAGUUCUUACUGCCAAUGGUGUUUCCCUCAUCCUUCCUCUUCUUGAUGGCUCUGACCCAGAAAUUAGAGAAAUUGCCAUAAAUCUUCUGUCCCUCUUCUCUCAGCAUGAACCAGAAGGCGUUGUGGAAUAUCUUCUCAAGCCGAAGAGGUUGGAGGCUUUAGUGGGGUUUCUUGAGAAUGGUGAUAAGGCUGAUGUACAGAUGGCAGCAGCUGGUUUAUUGGCCAAUCUUCCAAAAUCAGAAGUACCACUCACAAUGAUGUUAAUUGAAUUAGAAGGGUUGAAUGCAAUCAUAAGCAUCUUAAGAUCUGGGACCAUGGGAGCAAAAGAAAAUGCUCUAACUGCACUCUUCAGGUUCACGGAUCCUGCAAAUCUAGACUCGCAGCGAAAGGUGGUUGAACUAGGAGCAUAUCCUUUGCUUGUAAGAUUUCUCAGGGUUGGUUCGGUAACAGCAAAGGCAAGAGCAGCAGCCCUCAUUGGUAAUCUUUCCACAAGCAGUCCAGAACUUGCAGUUGUGCCUAAACCAGCUAGAUGCUUGUGUUUCAGGUCAUCACGCGUCCCUUUGUGCCCUGCACAUGGAGGUAUCUGCAGUGUGGAGACAACUUUUUGUCUGUUGAAGGCAGAUGCUUUGGCUGGGCUGGUAGCACUCUUGCAUGAAGAGAUUGAUGCAACUGCUUAUGAAGCAAUUCAGACCCUUUCUACACUGGUGCGGGAAGACUCUCCUCAGAGAGGGGCCAAUGUCUUGCAUGAAGCUGAUGCCAUUAAUCCCACACUGGAGAUUUUGAAUUGGGGACCGGGUCCUCUGAAGGAACAGGCUUUGGUACUAUUGGAGAAAGUCCUUACAGUGAAGGAAAUGGUGGAAAAGUAUGGAUCAAUAGCUCGGUUACGUCUUGUCGAUAUUACUGGUAGGAUUUACAUUCAUGAGGAUGGGAAUCUUAGGAGGAAGGCUGCUGGAGUCUUGGCUCUCCUCGAACGCUAUUCGGGAUUUGAUACAUCAUCUCUUGCUACAGGACUCAAUGGGUGACAAUUUUUGCUUCCUGCUGAGAACAUAUAGCUUGCUUUUAGAUUUUGCAGUGAACUGUUUAUUGACUCUCCACUGCAUCUGAUCAGUAUCCUUUGAAAACAGACUUGGAGGUGGAUGGAUUCUGAAUCCUCAGCAGAAAUCAAUUUAUAAAAUUCAAAGACAAAUAUUUUGAUUUAGUCUUCUGUUCUUUGAGUCUGUAAAAUUUUGUAUGUCUCUUUUAGCCCCAUGUAUUAGUCUAGAUUAUUCUGUGCUUUAAAAAUAAAAAAUUAUAUAUGUGAUAAAAAAUUUGAAUCGGUUA
Vitis riparia (riverbank grape) is the source of this 3775-nucleotide messenger RNA. RefSeq names its product U-box domain-containing protein 43-like. Gene Ontology annotation, biological process: protein ubiquitination; cell surface receptor signaling pathway. Gene Ontology annotation, molecular function: ubiquitin-protein transferase activity; protein binding. The transcript has 5 exons. Bases 427 to 3477 code for a protein of 1016 amino acids. NCBI's taxonomy places the organism in Eukaryota, Viridiplantae, Streptophyta, Magnoliopsida, Vitales, Vitaceae. The record is from RefSeq and is a predicted model, not a curated record.